This is a messenger RNA of Tachysurus fulvidraco (yellow catfish), 843 nucleotides long. Its product is annotated as band 4.1-like protein 5. Gene Ontology annotation, cellular component: cytoskeleton. The record is from RefSeq and is a predicted model, not a curated record. Gene Ontology annotation, molecular function: cytoskeletal protein binding. Lineage: Eukaryota; Metazoa; Chordata; Actinopteri; Siluriformes; Bagridae. The transcript is spliced from 7 exons. The coding region runs from base 315 to 821 and encodes 168 amino acids.
AGGGCGUGUUUUCCACGGAACGAAACCCCUGGAAUUUAGUGUCUGCCAAAAAAACCCUCCUACAUUUGUGUGACUUUGGGAUUGCGGCUGAAGUUGUUUGUGACUGAGGCGCUGUGUGUGUGGAGCUGCUGUGUGUUAGAAUGGCGGACUGCAGGCGCAGCGCGGUGCUGUGACGGGAUUGUGUUUGUGUCCGUGACCGAAACCGGCCGCCGCCGCCGCCGCCGCCGCUGCUGCUGCUGUUGGACCACAUUAGCACAUUAGAGUCAUGCUGAGCUUCCUGCGACGGACUCUGGGCCGGCGUUCAGGCCGUAAACAUGCCGAAAAAGCUCGGCUCCGGGAAGCCCAGCGCGCGCAAACGCACAUCCCAGCAGCCGGAGAUGCCACGUCCAUCAUCACGUGCAGAGUGUCGCUGCUGGACGGCACGGAUGUCAGCGUGGACUUGCCGGUCUCAGCCUUCAAACAUCUCAAGCUCCUUUGUGUCUGAACAGAAAAAAGCCAAAGGUGAGGAGAUAUUUGACCAGAUCAUGUAUCACCUGGACAUCAUUGAGAAGGAUUACUUUGGGCUGCGCUUCAUGGACUCAGCACAAGUGCCGCACUGGUUGGAUGUGACAAAAAGCAUUAAAAAGCAAGUGAAAAUCGGUCCUCCGUAUUGUCUCCACAUGCGGGUGAAGUUUUAUUCCUCCGAGCCCAACAACCUACACGAGGAGUUAACACGAUACCUGUUCGUGCUACAGCUGAAGCAGGACGUCUUCAGUGGCAAGUUGUUCUGUCCCUUUGAUACAGCGGUGGAGCUGGCAGCUUUCUCACUGCAGGGUAAGUGACUGAAACCAGUUUAGACAGGGC